AAUUCUCGUCUCGCGCUUGUUCGCCACAGGGACAGGGCACAGGCCAACACGCCCGCCUUGGCUGCUCGGCUUGUCGCUUCGGCGACGUGCGUGAUUGCUUUGUACAGUGAUUUCAUUUUUUCUCUUCAUUUUAGUGCUCGCGUACGUGAAGCGCAUUAACGACAGUCGACAAAUUAAAUAUCCUAAAGUGUUCGUACUUAAUUGUUCCGUCCCGAGUUCUCGUCAUCGCCGUCGACGACGUUAUUGUGGUGCUAGGGCGGAUGGAUAUAUUAGUUCCGCAAGUGCCUUUAGUGCCUUCAUAGUGUAUCGACUAUUAAUAAAUAAAUAAAUUCGUAUCGAAAACCAAGUAGUGAAUAAGGAAAUUAAACGAAAACGGGGACUAUCCCGAAAGGAGGAAAGUCCGGUACCAAGACCCGGGGUACCAUCGACGAUUCGACAGUUUCCGAGAGGAAACCGAUGGUAUUAUUUGGGAGCCGGAAAUCCGCGAGAGGAGCCCGUAGUGCCUUGGCUUCAUCGUCAGGUGUACCUGUGUCCUGUACCGUCCGGUACUUUGGUAAGAAUCGAGAGGGAGAAGGAGAGAAGAAAAGAGAGAGUGAGAGGGACGUCGUGAGAAGCAGAGAAGGCAGAGAGACGAGGGCCCGCAGGUAGUCGCGGUCGCAGGCCAAUAAGAUCGGCAAUCGGUGGGCGCACAGUGCAGUGCUUUUCUUUGACGAGCCGCACGGAAUCUGUUGCGAACGGUGGAAUUGUUCUUGUUUUGUUGUCUUGCUAGCGUCUAAGAAAGCAGUGGCCAGUGGUAGUAAAAGAGAAAGAAAAUAAGAGAUAAAAAAGGAUAGAGAAGGCGGUCAGCCGAACCGAGUGGAGUAGGGAGGAGUGCGCGACUCGGGACGGGUCGGACGUGUGUAAGUGCGUACACGUACCCAACACUGAGGCACUCAGAGGCCAAGAACGGAGAUCCAAGAUGGCGCUCAAACAAGAGGUGGACCAGUUGUCCAAGAACAACCUGGUUGUCCGGGUCGACCAAAACUCGGAGUCAGACCUGCAGGCCCUCUUCGACACGGUCCUUAAACCCGAUUCGAAGCGACCCUUACAGGUUCCACUACGCAUGCGAAACUUGCCAGAUUCUUUUUUCAACCCGCCCUCCACCGGAAGCAAGAGCCCCUCUAUCUCACACUCGCGAGAGAACUCUGCGGAUUCUGCAUUCGGCACGGCGGUGGUAGCCGGAUCAGCGGGCGCGGCCGGAACAACUGGUACCGGCGGCGCCUCUGGCGCCGGAAGUGGCACCAACGCCAGCGGUGGUUCCCCAGCCGGGGCAUCCCAAGGCCUCACCGUUGCCCAUCCAAGAGCCCACAGCAGUCCUGCCUCGCUUCAGCAGACCUAUGCUUCAGCUCAGCAACAAACACAACAUGCGCCUCAACCCCAUGCAAGACACCAUCAUCAUCAAAAACAGAGGAGCUACGAUGUUAUUAGUACGGUAGAUGAACUCGGCGAUUUGCCUCAAGGCUGGGAACAGGCGCGCACACCAGAGGGUCAGAUCUACUUUUUAAAGUGA
Messenger RNA from Belonocnema kinseyi, 1549 nucleotides. It is a transcript of the gene yki, whose product is annotated as transcriptional coactivator yorkie. Gene Ontology annotation, cellular component: nucleus; cytoplasm. Lineage: Eukaryota; Metazoa; Arthropoda; Insecta; Hymenoptera; Cynipidae. The record is from RefSeq and is a predicted model, not a curated record. Gene Ontology annotation, biological process: hippo signaling; positive regulation of transcription by RNA polymerase II. Bases 959 to 1549 code for a protein of 196 amino acids. The transcript has 2 exons. Gene Ontology annotation, molecular function: transcription coactivator activity; protein binding.